AUGAAUGUGAGCGCGCUAACUCGUCCGGAUCAACAUGUAAUCUUUUUACCCGAUCAUCCGCAUUCUUACGACUCUCAACCCUUUCAGCAGCAGCAGCAACAACACCAAUCCCUGUCAAUACAACCACAUCCACAGCAUCAACAACCACUCCAAUCAUUAGAACCGUGUUCAAACUAUUCCACGGUCCCGGUGAAUCACUCUCCACCGUUCGAAUCGCAUGCCAUGGGUCGGGAAGCUGCAUGGACAACAAGACUGCCUUCAGUGAAUGACAUUCUAACCACAAUCCAAACACCGGAUUCAAUGGUCAAUGGUUUAGAACCAGUCCUAUUCAAUGUGGCUUGUUAUCCGACUGAGCCGAGUGUAGAUUCGUCUAAACUGUCUGUUUGUUGUACCACGAAUGAGUGGGCACUAGAUGAACUGGUAUUCUGUUCAUCAGCCUCGCCUAAUACCACCACCAUCACCACGACCACGUCGAGUACACUAAUCGAUACGGAUGGUCCUAAUCCGGACGGAACCGAGUCCACACUGGCUGUGGAUGCUAUCGGACCGUGGGACACAUUCGAUCGUGAUAUGAGUAUGUUCCCGACAAGUGAAGCAGCUGAGUCGGAGACAGAACAGGUCACCACCUACUUGGAUCACUCGGGGAAACCAAACGAGACGUGUCCUUUUGAAAGUAUGCAACUGAUACAAGAAUGUUUAAAAUCCGAAUCAUUGGUAAGUGCUAUCCACUUACCUUCCCCGUGA
Echinostoma caproni is the source of this 744-nucleotide messenger RNA. The record is from the annotation of a GenBank genome assembly. NCBI's taxonomy places the organism in Eukaryota, Metazoa, Platyhelminthes, Trematoda, Plagiorchiida, Echinostomatidae.